UUUUUUUCUCAAACCUCAAACAGAUUAAAAGCUACUCUUACCCUAACAAUUCACACUUGCUAUACCCCAACUCUCCAAGUCAAGAUGUCUCUAGCCACCAAUCAACAAUCUAUUGUUCAGCUAAAUGUGUCAGACCUUAGAUGAGUCAUAAACCAACAUCAAAGUUUCAUGUAUGUCAUGCACAUACCUUUUAUCUAACUUUUCAGCCAACAGCAUCAUCUUGUACACUUAAGACUGCCUUCCCACUCUGCUAACUCCUCCCAAGCCUUUGACUGUAAUGCUACCCUUUAUAAUCCCCACUAUAUCUAUAUGUAACAUGCUACAUUCCUCACCACUGAACUACUGGCUUAAACUUUCCUGCCCAUACAUCAUUUCCAAACAAAUUGCAUCAAUGGAUCUACAAGGAUACACAUCCAACACAAAUCUCACAACCACUAUCUCCAAAAGAUCCUUUAUCAUACCCCAAGGAUUGAAUGUCUGCUUCCUCACAGACUCAAUAUGUCGAGAUAUUAAAGACUACAUGCCAAAAGCACAAUGCUGGGUACACCCAGGGACAACGCUUAUAAGAUCUGCUAUGCAACACAUCUACCACUUUAAGACAGUACACAGCAACAGCAUUGUGAUCCUUCACAUCGGAACAAAUGACAUUGCAAGUGGAGCACCUGCAUCAGUAGUCAUCCAACGCAUGAAAACUCUCAUAACAAGAAUCUCCCUCACUAAUCCUCACAUCCUUUACUAUGGAAUCAGUGCUAUCUUACCACGUCCAACAGAUAACUCUACAACUAAGAACACUGUAAAAGAAUUCAACAGCUUGCUUCGCUACUGGACUGAACAAACAACAAACAUAAUUUUUCUGAACACAACAAAACCAUUCCUAAAAAGUGGAAAAAUAAUCCAUCACCUAUACAAGCAAGAUGGGCUACAUCUCACUACACAAGGAAAACAAAGACUUUUUGCCUACUUCCAGCGUUUCCUCUGGCAUUUUUGUCAUUUUCAAACUCCAACAAAAAAAUGUUUAACUAACUAACACAAAAAACUUUCACAUCUCUCUUGUUAAACUUGUUACUUCUUCCUGAAAAAAUAUAUUUUUUUUAAAUAAUAAAUUUUCUAUUCACAAUACAUCUGCCUUUUCAUAGAGUUUCAUUUUGCCUCUUAAGUAAUCACAACAUUCCUACAACUCUAUCAAAUACAAGCUUAAACAUUCACAACUUCACUAUCGUUUUGUUUAAAUGUAUAUUGUUAGUGCAUUCAAA
Messenger RNA from Carassius gibelio (silver crucian carp), 1253 nucleotides. RefSeq lists its product as uncharacterized. The transcript is spliced from 3 exons. Bases 278 to 1027 code for a protein of 249 amino acids. NCBI's taxonomy places the organism in Eukaryota, Metazoa, Chordata, Actinopteri, Cypriniformes, Cyprinidae. The record is from RefSeq and is a predicted model, not a curated record.